This is a messenger RNA of Carassius gibelio (silver crucian carp), 3824 nucleotides long. Its product is annotated as bone morphogenetic protein 1-like. Gene Ontology annotation, biological process: proteolysis. Gene Ontology annotation, molecular function: zinc ion binding; metalloendopeptidase activity; serine-type endopeptidase activity. The record is from RefSeq and is a predicted model, not a curated record. The transcript has 20 exons. The coding region runs from base 192 to 3119 and encodes 975 amino acids. Lineage: Eukaryota; Metazoa; Chordata; Actinopteri; Cypriniformes; Cyprinidae.
CCCGAGUCCCGGGUAUGUGAGCGAAUCACUGGACUAGAAUAAAGACAGUGAAGAGAGCAAAGCCUCGCUUCUCUAAACCCGCCUUCCCGGGAGCUCCCAUUUUCCCAAGUCCUUCCUUACAAACUCCCAACCGCAACCCACAGCUUUCCGCCGGCUCCAGGUCCACAUCUGCAUCCGCACUCAUUCCCGUCAUGAAUUCCCUGUGGACAUAUUUGCUUAUGUUCAAUCUUCUUCUAGUACCGAUCGCACUGAAAGUGGAUUCAAACUAUCACGCAGGUCCAGGACAGAGUGAUGAAGUUGACUACAAAGACCCAUGCAAAGCUGCUGCUUUUCUGGGCGACAUAGCCUUAGAUGAGGAAGACUUGCGCUUUCUUAAAGCCAACUAUUUCUUCUAUUCUAGAGAGAAUGACUCUUCUAACGUCUCUAUACCUGAUUCAGCAAACAGAUCCUCAGCUAACGUCAAUGCAAAGGAUGACCCAGUUUUGGCCAAACAAAGCUUCCUACGCAGACGGAGGGCAGCCACAGCCAGACCCGAGAGAGUUUGGCCCGAUGGCAUAAUACCCUAUAUCAUUAGUAGCAACUUCAGUGGCAGCCAGCGAGCCAUUUUCAAGCAAGCCAUGCGUCACUGGGAAAAACACACUUGCGUGACCUUCAUGGAAAGAAGCACAGAGGAGAGCUACAUCGUCUUUACUAUCCGGCCAUGUGGGUGCUGUUCAUUUGUCGGGCGGAGAGGUGGAGGUCCCCAGGCUAUAUCUAUCGGGAAGAACUGUGACAAGUUUGGCAUCGUGGUGCAUGAACUCGGACACGUCAUUGGAUUCUGGCACGAACACACACGACCCGACCGGGACCAGCAUGUUGAUAUAUUUAGAGAAAACAUCCAGCCAGGUCAGGAGUACAAUUUCAUAAAGAUGGAGCCAGAUGAUGUGGAUUCGCUCGGGGAGGUUUACGAUUUUGACAGUAUCAUGCAUUACGCCAGAAACACCUUUUCCAGGGGCAUCUAUCUUGAUACCAUGCUGCCAAAGUAUGAAGUUGAAGGAGUCCGACCUCCCAUCGGCCAGCGGACGAGACUGAGCAAAGGGGACAUCGCUCAAGCUAGAAAAUUAUAUAAGUGCCCAAGAUGUGGCCAGAGCCUUCAGGACAGCACUGGAAACUUCUCCUCCCCUGGGUUCCCUAAUGGAUAUUCUGCUUAUCUUCACUGUAUAUGGAGGAUUUCAGUCACGCCUGGGGAGAAGAUCAUUCUUAAUUUUACGUCGAUGGAUCUGGACAGGAGUCACUUGUGCUGGUACGAUCAUGUGGAGAUCCGUGAUGGAUACUGGAGAAAUGCACCUUUGAAAGGCCGUUUUUGUGGAGGCCAGCUUCCUGAGCCCAUCGUGUCCUCUGACAGUCGGCUGUGGAUUGAAUUUCGCAGAAGCAGUAAUUUGGUGGGGAAAGGCUUCUCUGCUGUCUAUGAAGCUAUUUGUGGAGGAGAAGUGGAAAGAGACAGUGGGCAGAUUGAGUCACCCAAUUACCCUGAUGAUUACCGGCCUAAUAAAGUGUGCAUUUGGAAGAUCAUCGUACCCCAGGGGUUUCAUGUGGGCCUCAUCUUCCAGUCAUUUGAGACUGAGAAACAUGACAACUGUGCGUAUGACUACCUGGAACUGCGAGAUGGCGAUUCUGAGAACAGCCCUUUACUGGGCCGCUUCUGUGGCUACGAAAAGCCAGACGAUAUCAAGAGCAGCUCCAACCGGCUGUGGAUGAAGUUUGUAUCUGAUGGCUCUGUGAACAAAGCUGGGUUUGCAGCAAAUUUCUUCAAAGAGAUUGACGAAUGCUCCAGGCCUGAUAAUGGUCACUGUAAGCAGCGCUGUGUCAACACCCUGGGCAGCUACCAUUGUGCCUGCGACCCUGGCUAUGAGCUCGCCCCGGACCGCCGCAGCUGCGCAGCAGCUGCCUGUGGUGGAUUCAUCUCCAAACUCAAUGGCUCUUUCACUAGUCCGGGUUGGCCACAGGAAUACCCACCCAGCAAGAACUGUGUGUGGCAGCUCAUUGCCCCGGUGCAGUACCGCAUCACUCUGCUUUUCGAUGCUUUUGAGAUCGAGGGGAACGAUGUUUGUAAAUAUGAUUACGUUGAGGUACACAGUGGCUUGUCCACUGACGCAAAGCUUCAUGGGAAAUUUUGUGGCACUGAGAAACCAGAGGCGAUCACAUCCCAACUCAAUAGUAUACGUGUUGAGUUCAAAUCUGACAACACUGUGUCUAAGAGAGGCUUCAAAGCUCAGUUCUUUUCUGACAUGGAUGAGUGUUCUAGGGAGAAUGGAGGUUGCCAGCAUGAGUGUGUGAACACAUAUGGGAGCUACAGCUGUCAGUGUCGCAGCGGCUUUGUGUUGCACAGCAAUAAACAUGACUGCAAAGAAGUGGGCUGUGAUCAGGCCAUCACCAGUGUUUCUGGUACUAUUACAAGUCCAAACUGGCCGGAUAAAUACCCCAGCAAGAAGGCCUGCACAUGGACCCUAUCCACCACCAAAGGCCACCGCAUUAAACUGGCUAUUGACGAGAUUGACAUGGAGGCUCAUCAGGAGUGUGCUUAUGACCACUUGGAGAUAUAUGAUGGCCCAAAUGGCAGAGCAACCAGUUUCGGUCGCUUUUGCGGGAGUAAAAAGCCAUCGCCUGUCAUUUCCAGUGGCAAUAGCAUGUUCCUGCGGUUCUUCUCUGAUAACUCGGUACAGAAGAGGGGGUUUAAGGCCUCCCAUUCAGCAGAGUGUGGCGGUAGUCUGAAAGCGGAGAUAAGGACCAAGGAUCUGUAUUCCCACGCUCAGUUUGGUGACAACAACUAUCCCGGAGCUUCAGACUGCCAGUGGGUGAUCUCAGCAGAGAAGGGCUACGGGGUGGAGCUCAUCUUCCACACUUUUGAGAUUGAGGAGGAAGCUGACUGUGGCUAUGAUUACAUGGAGCUGUUUGAUGGCGCUGAUGUCAAAGCUCCCAGGCUGGGACGCUACUGCGGGUCCGGGCCGCCAGAGGAGAUCUACUCAGCUGGUGAUGCCAUUGUCAUCAAAUUUCACUCGGAUGACACCAUCAACAAGAAAGGUUUCCAUGUUCGGUACACAAGCACCAAGUUCCAGGACACCUUGCACACUAGUAAGUGAGUUCUUCAUGAAGAAAGAGCUCUGGAGAACAUAGCAGCCAGGGGCCUCUGAUACCUCCUGUGCACCUGUGUUAGUAAUGCCACCCAGGGCCCCUUGUCCACCCCCCCCCACCCCCAACAGACUGCAAUGAAGAAGACCUAGUGGUACCAGACCCUUUCAAAGAGCUGAAGAGGGCAAGCUUGAUGUAGGGAUAUGGCAAUACAGUUUGCCCUGUUGUGCUUCAAACGAUUCGUUGAAAUCUCAAUAGGUAAACGGAACAUCUGAGCGGCAGAUAGUAUCACUAUAAAGAGCAUGGUUGACUCCAAGCCAGCAAAUAAGGAAGAAGUCGAAAAUGUCCCUGAUGGACUUUUGUCUCUCAGAGAUCUGCCUCUUUCUGCCCCUCAAAGGCUAGAAUCUAAGAUAUUUUUAGAUGAUUCUUUUAUUAUACAAUUUUAUUAUACAAUUCACAAAUCAUAAUUCUUUAUUGCCACACAUCUAGGUUGGUGGUUUGGAAAUGUAUAAAAUAUAAUUCAAUGAUAAUUACAAGAAUUACAUCUUUUGUAAAUAAAAAAAAAAAAAAAAACAUUCUAGCAAUAUUUCUUACAUGAGUUGUACAUGAUUAUUCAGACUGUUAGACUUAAAUUAUAUGACAUGAAAUUAUGUACCUGAUGCAAUGAACUGUAUGACAAAAAUGUUAAUGCGACUAAUAAACAUCACUUGAAAUGA